Knipowitschia caucasica is the source of this 543-nucleotide messenger RNA. NCBI's taxonomy places the organism in Eukaryota, Metazoa, Chordata, Actinopteri, Gobiiformes, Gobiidae. The record is from the annotation of a GenBank genome assembly.
AUGAUGGGCAGCAGUGCAGGCCAAUGGCGUCGGAUUCUGACGUUGGGGGGGCGAAAAGUGGGGGAUGGGGGAACGGGGGGGAACCCGCAUAGGCAGCGCGGGCACGGAAACCGGGUGCGCGGUCACGAGGCCAGGGUGCGGUCCGUGCGUGAGCUGCAGGGGAAGGAAAAGUUUGGCGUGAAAGAAACAGACAGAGAAGGGGACCCCCCCCCUUGUUGGUGGGUGGGGGGGGGGGGGGGGGGGUGGGGGAAACCACUACAAAUGGGGGGGGGACCUGCAGAGAAAAGAGUGUCACCAGGGAACGCCCUAAUUGCUGGACCUGGUUCUUCUGAUUACUCUGCCUUUUUGUGGCGCUUCGUUGGAGAAAUAUUUUUCCAUUCCGUAACAGAUUUCCUCCAGACUGUGCCCAGAGCUGCAGACAUCAUGCUCUUCAACAGUUUCAAGAAUGACCCUCCAAAAGUGUUCAAAAUAGACACAAAUCCCCCAGAAGACGAUGAUGACAAAGAAGAAGAGUCCAAUGAAACUGAACGUCCGGACUUCUGA